Molecule: messenger RNA, 681 nt
Organism: Rotaria sp. Silwood2
Lineage: Eukaryota; Metazoa; Rotifera; Eurotatoria; Philodinida; Philodinidae
Source: the annotation of a GenBank genome assembly
AUGCAUCUUAACUGGUUAUUGGUCACUUGCUUGGUUGUUUUGUUGUCCAUUGGUUUGACAACAAGAACAGUCGAUGCUGGCAAGAAAUCGAAAGAAGAAAAAGAAGAAGAAGAAUCUAGCACAACCGAUACCGAUACAGAUACAGAUUCGGAUGACGAUGAUGAUGAUGAUGAUGAUGACAAAAAAGCUGUCUUCAUCUCUCGUGAUCGUGCUUCCAUCUUUUUAUCAUACAACGAAUGUAUGAGGAGGAUGAAUUGUGGUUCAGCAAGACGCGAAGAAUGCAGCGAAGAGUGUGCAGGCGGCAAUACGGAAGAAGAAAUGGAAGAAUACGCUGAAGUAUUUGAAAAUAUUGAAGAAUACCGUGCUGAUGCAAAGAAGGGUAACCGACCAAGACGAAAGGACGGUUCUGAUACGGACACUGACACAGAUACCGACACGGACACUGACACAGAUACCGAUACGGACACUGACACAGAUACCGAUACGGAUACUGAUACAGACACUGACACAGACACCGAUACUGACACCGAUACUGAUACGGAUGACGAAGAAGAUGAUGAAGAAGAAGAUGAUGAUGACGAUGAAGAAGAAGAAGAAGAAGAAGAUGACCACUCACACAAGAAGAGCAAGAAAUCACACAAACACAGCCAUAAAAGUGGCAAGUCGAAACAUCAUCAUUAA